This is a messenger RNA of Lucilia cuprina (Australian sheep blowfly), 3765 nucleotides long. It is a transcript of the gene bves, whose product is annotated as blood vessel epicardial substance. Gene Ontology annotation, cellular component: sarcolemma. Bases 762 to 2183 code for a protein of 473 amino acids. The record is from RefSeq and is a predicted model, not a curated record. Lineage: Eukaryota; Metazoa; Arthropoda; Insecta; Diptera; Calliphoridae. The transcript has 7 exons. Gene Ontology annotation, molecular function: cAMP binding.
AUUUUUAAUAAAAAGAAAUAGUAAAAGUAAAAAAUUAUAAAUAAAGUAUAAAUACACACCGAAAUUAUAAAAUAAGUAUGAAAAAAAUUUGUAUGUAUGUUUUGUUGUUGUUUGAAGGAAAAUGAAUGCGUGUGUACUUUUUUGUUGCUGCUGCUGUUGUUGUUUUCAAUGCACUAAAUACUACAUGAGUAUUUAAUACCAGAUAAUGAUGAGUGGGUAUACAUAUUUAACUACACCUACAAUCUGAUUUACUACAAACUGCAACAGCAACAACAAUGUAGUAUGUUGUAUGGUAGAGUACAACAAAUGGAUAACAACAAUAUUACAAUUAAAAAAAAAAACUACAACAAUGAAAACAACGAUAACUAUCAAUUAAUCAGUAUGUUUGAAAAUCAAAAUAAGAAUUUAGAAAAAUUAUUAAAUAACAACAACAAGAAAAACAACACACACAAACACAUAGCACAAUACAACAAGUCAAAAGAAAAUCAUAGUGUUCAACAAAUUUAAAAUAACUAACCUCCUAAAAAAAGCAACAAACAAGUAUUAUUUAUUAAAUAAAAUAAAAACAACAAACACAUCAUAAUUGAAUAUCUCCACAGAGAACGUAAAAGUGAGAAAACAAAUUAGCAAACAAAAAUAAAAGUUAAACUCACCACCACCACCACCCAAAACACAACUUCACCUCUAUUAAACGCCUCAAAAUCGAAAGAAAAAAAAUCGAAACAAAACGAACAACAAUAAUUGCAUUUAGUUGACUAGCAAUGCUGCUGAUUGGUGCCCUAGCAUUGGGUUUAGUCGAGUCAACACAUUCAAAUUUGGGCAUCAAUAGUUUAAGUUACAGUACAGUGGCCAGCAGCAGUGGUAGUGGCAGUAGCAGUAGUAGCAGCAUUGGAGCUAUUGGUCUUGGUGGCAGUGAUGGUGUCAUCAACUCUGUGAUCGAAACAGCAGCAGCUGCAGCAGCAGGUGUUGGUGGUGUCAGCAGUAGUAGUAGUAGUGGAUCCUCCAGUGGAGGAGUUUCUUCGGCCGUCUCAAUAUUUUCUCAACCCACAAUGAAUGCAGUCACCGGUCAUGGUAAUGGUGGCGGUGCGGUUGGCGUUGGUGGUAUGAUUGUAACAAGUUCUAAUACUGGCGGUGCCUUAUCCUGGGACAACAAUGCCACCAUACGUUCAGCCACUACGGGCGACUGGUCAAUUGAACAGUGCAUUAUAUGGCAGCGACCCCACCACAUGUAUUUUCAAUUAGGAAAUGCCUUUUUACUUUUGGCUUUUCUAGCACCACAUCGACCGUUUGGCAUUUUAUGGUUGCGUGCAAUGCUCGUAAUCGGAGCCAUUCUGCUAGCCAUGUAUGGCUAUUUGAUUGAUUGCGCUCAAGAUGUUGUGCUGUGGUCGUCGUUAUUUUUUGGCGUUAACACGAUUUACCUGAUAGCAGCAUUAUGUCGCCUGCGACCCGUGCGAUUCGAUAGAGAAAUUGACGCAGUUUAUGAGGCUUUAUUCAAACCAUUGCACGUAACACGACAUCAAUUUAAAAAAGUUUUGAACUGCAUGAAACUGAUACGUGCCCUCAAAUAUCAGGAGGUGUAUGCACAAGAAAAAGUUACCAAAGUCGAUAGUCUAUCGUUGGUAUUAUCGGGAAAGUUAGUGGUAUCACAAAAUCAACGAGCAUUACAUAUAGUAUUUCCACAUCAGUUCCUAGAUUCCCCAGAAUGGUUUGGUGUUUCAACGGACGAUUAUUUUCAGGUCUCAAUUAUGGCCAUGGAAGAAUCGAGAGUUCUGAUAUGGCAUCGGGAUAAAUUAAAAUUAUCCAUAAUGUCGGAACCGUUUUUACAAACAGUUUUUGAUCACAUACUGGGACGUGAUGUGGUCAAAAAAUUAAUGCAAGUAACACAGGUUAGCGAGUCAAUUGCCAGUAAUGGAUUUUUACCAUCCGGUAGUUAUGAUGAUGCAGAAGAUAAACCGAUGCUCAUUAUGAAAAAAAGUGUGGAAGGACACAGUUUAACAGCUUUAAUAAAUCGACAAUUGCAAGAAGAGCAUGUGCCUCUUUUGGGCCGUACAUACACUACUAAAACUUUUCAGUUGUACAAGCCUAACACAGGCCUCGGCCUAAGCAACGACGAUGAAUCCUGCUCAGCAGCUGAAUAUACUACCACCUCAGACAUACCACCGUGCCUGAUUAUAAAAGAAUAAUUUCUUUAUGUUUUACUUUCCUUUUUUAAAAAUUUUAAGUUUAAAAACACAUACAAUACUACUAAUAACUACCACCCAGCUAUAGGAAAAAAGUCAAAUUUUGUAUAGAAAAACAAAAAAAAAAACUACUUUAUAAAUAGAACAAAAGGAAAUAGGUUAAUAAGCUAUUUUAUUAACUAAAUUAACAAAAUAAUUUAUAACUAGAAUAUAAAAUGAGUUAGAAUUAAUUGUAAAUCGAUAAAAAUGAAAAUAUUAAAAAAAAGAAAACAAACUAAACCAAAUAUUAAUGUUUAACAUUAUUAUAAAAACAAAAAACUACUAACAUUAUGCAAUUUAAGUGUAUUCUCACAGCUUAAGGAAAUAUUGAAUUUAUAAAUAUGUAUUUUUAAUUAGGAUUUAUAAAAAAACAUUACUAAACUGUAUUUGCCUCAAAAAAGACAGUUAAUAAAAUGAAGUUUUUUUUUUAAACUUUUUACAUAUAAUAAACUAAUUUACACUGUUUAAUGGUGAUUAUCUUUUGUAAAAAGCAAAUUGUAUUUCAAACUGAAUUAUAAUUCCAACUGAUAUAUAAUUUGUAAGAUUUUUAAAUUCCAUUAAAGCUUUUUACGUUCAAUAUAUUGCUAUUGAAAUUUGGAAAUAAUUCUGUAACAUUUUUUCUAACAAGUAAUCAAAAUAGAUUUGCAAAAAAUAAUUUUACAGCCUAUUUAUCGAUAUCUUAAGAAUAGCUACUAAGCGAACGAAAAGUAAUCAAUCAAAUUCUAGUAGAAAACCCCACCAAACAACUUAUACCUUCAUAUAGGAAGUUGGAACAUCCGAACAUAAUUUCACCAGAAAAAAGUAGUCUUCACCAGAAAUAAGUUUUAGAGUUUUAAUGUAGUAUAUAUUAGAGUUUAAAUUAUCUAUACCAGGUUAUAUCGUGAGAAUUUUGUGGUCUCCACCAGUUAAAACCAUAACUUAGAAAAAAUUAUAGAAAGUAGUGCAUUAAAUUAGUACGGUGGUGAGAAGUAAUUCUGUCGAAAGCCCAGCAAUAAGCACAAGCUUGAACGUCCUUAAGAAAUAAAAACGAUGACGCGAGAGUUGUUCCCCAACUCAGACCUGAAUUACGACUGUCAGUAAUUUUGUAAACUCUGAACAGGUGUUCCAUACAAAAUCAACUAUUGUGAAUGAAUUGUUCACAACAAGUUCACGAUAGCAAUUUUCCCAUCCAGUGAAAAGAAAAUUUCAAGGGAACGAACUUUUCACUUCUAUAGGCGAUAGGAGUGUAAUAAAUUCAAAUAAAUUUUCAAAAAAAAAAAAAAAAUGCAGUUAGAAAAGAAUAAUGUACCAGAAAGCCCCCUUUUAUAGCUUUUUAUUUAAUUAGGAGGAUCUGUGUUUACUUCAGUUGAAAUGACGAAAAGUACCAAAAACCUUUUAAGGCAGGUUUUUCUAAUAAAGAUAAUCUACAUUCCUUGUUUAAACAUAGUUUAAUCUAUGUUUUGUGUUUUUCAGUAAUUGAUUACGUUACAUUAAACCUAAGUUAUAAAUGAGAAAACACAGACAACACAAACAAUAAAAUAAUCAAUUUUGAAGAAGAAAAACUUAA